AUCGAUUUCGGCCGAUUACGAUAUAUCGGUUUGAAGGUAAGAAAUUGGUAAUAGGUAGUUGCAACUUGCGUUUUAAAAGAAAGCAACCGGUAAACUUAUUUCGUGAUUCACUGUUAAAAAAAAGAAAAGCAAUGCCCAUCUUCAAAGUCAAAGUAAAGUGGGGCAAAGAAGUGUUCAAUGAUGUUGAAGCCAACACGGACGAAGAUCCAAUUUUGUUUAAAGCCCAACUGUUUGCAUUGACUGGUGUUCAAAAUGAACGGCAAAAAGUCAUGUUGAAAGGUUCUACGUUGAAGGAUAAUGACUGGGGCAACAUUCAACUAAAAAAUGGUGCUGUUGUUUUGCUUAUGGGCAGCAAAGAGGAAGAUGUUCCUAAUGAACCGAAACAAAAACCUAUUUUUGUUGAAGAUAUGAAUGAAGAUGAACUAGCUAGCGCACUUGAUUUUCCAUCUGGGCUUACAAACCUUGGCAAUACAUGCUAUAUGAAUGCCACAAUCCAAUGUCUGAAAACUGUUCCUGAGCUCUGUGAUGCUUUAAAAGACUACAAAGGAGAGGUCAGUCUUAGUGGUGGAAUGCUUGCUGGUUCUGUUACUGCAGCACUGAGGGAUUUAUACUCAGCUAUGGAUAGAGGAAAUGGUUCAUCCAUUCCACCCUUCAUCCUACUUCAAGUUCUUCAUGCAGCAUUCCCACGCUUUGCAGAAAAAUCUUCCCAUGGAGGAUUUCAGCAACAGGACGCAAAUGAAUGCUGGACGGAAAUUCUUCGAAUGUUACAGCAGAAGCUUCAGGCCAAGAAUGGCGCUAACCAGUCUCGCCAAUAUUCAUCCAUUAUCGAUCAGUAUUUUGGCGGCCGUUUCACCUGUGAAUUGAAGUGCACUGAAAGCCAAGAGGAGCCAGUUACCACAAGCGAAGAAAGCUUUUUGCAACUGAGUUGUUUUAUUUCACAAGAAGUGAAAUAUAUGCACUCGGGUCUGUUAUCGAGGCUUAACGAGCAGAUAACCAAACACUCGCCAUCGCUUGGUCGAGAUGCAAUUUACAGCAAGUCGUCCAAAAUCAAUCGAUUGCCAGCAUACCUAUCUAUUCAGUUUGUUCGAUUCUUUUACAAGGAAAAGGAAUCUAUAAACGCAAAAAUUUUGAAGGACAUCAAAUUUCAACUCAAUUUGGACGUAUUUGAUCUUUGCUCCCCAGAAUUGCAACAGAAGCUUAUUCCAAUGAGAAACAAAUUCAAGGAGUAUGAAGAUCGAAAAAUAGAAGAGAUCAAAGUGGUGAAGAAGCAAGUUAACGCUGAGGUGGAAAAGACCGACGUUAAGAAAGCACCAUAUUGGUUUGAAGAUGACAUAGGAUCAAAUAACUCAGGGUACUAUGAACUUCAAGCAGUUUUAACCCAUAAAGGGCGUAGCAGUGGAAGUGGUCACUAUGUUGCAUGGACGAGGAAAGCAAGGACCAAUCAGUGGCUACAACUAGACGACGAUAAGGUUACGCCUAUAAGCGAAGAAGAUGUUCUAAAACUGUCUGGGGGUGGUGAUUGGCACUGUGCCUAUGUACUUCUUUACGGACCACGUUUAUUGGAGAUUGACGAAGGAGUGGACAAAAUGGACACUACAGUUUGAAUGCUCUGCGUUUUGUUACAAUGUACCACGUAUUCAUCUAUUAAAUUGACUCAAUCGAAA
Molecule: messenger RNA, 1664 nt
Organism: Daphnia carinata
Lineage: Eukaryota; Metazoa; Arthropoda; Branchiopoda; Diplostraca; Daphniidae
Gene: Usp14
Product: ubiquitin carboxyl-terminal hydrolase 14-like
Exons: 11
Coding region: 132-1604 (490 amino acids)
Biological process (GO): proteasome-mediated ubiquitin-dependent protein catabolic process; protein deubiquitination; regulation of proteasomal protein catabolic process
Molecular function (GO): proteasome binding; protein binding; cysteine-type deubiquitinase activity
Source: RefSeq, a predicted model, not a curated record